AAUUACCAACCAAUUCCAAACCACCAAGUUGGUUUACCAAAGAACAGCUCCAAAACGCCAAAGUGAAUCACCAAAGAACGCUCAAGAAUCCCCAAGAAACUUACCAGACAGCUCCAAAACGCCAAACAGAAUUACCAACCAAUUCCAAACCACCAAGUUGGUUUACCAAAGAACAGCUCCAAAACGCCGAAGUGAUUCAGCUUCAAACUGCUGAGGAGAGAACUAUCAGAGAACAGCUCCAAAACGCAAAAGAGAAAUACCGAAGAAGCCUACCAGAGAAUGAUUCUAAAACGUUAAAGAGGACUAAAGAGAACAGAACACCAAAAAGAACCGCCAGAGAAGACCGAAGAAAACUGCUAAAAAAAAAAUUUCAAAGAAAGCUCUUCGACGUUUUGGAGCUGCUCUCUGGUAGAACUACCAAAGAACAGCUCCAAAACGUCAAAGAGAAACAGCUCCAAAUCGUCGAAGAUAACUACAAAAAAUAUAAA
Messenger RNA from Dentiscutata heterogama, 488 nucleotides. NCBI's taxonomy places the organism in Eukaryota, Fungi, Glomeromycota, Glomeromycetes, Diversisporales, Gigasporaceae. The record is from the annotation of a GenBank genome assembly.